Messenger RNA from Talaromyces rugulosus, 549 nucleotides. RefSeq lists its product as uncharacterized. Gene Ontology annotation, biological process: regulation of transcription by RNA polymerase II. The transcript has 2 exons. Gene Ontology annotation, cellular component: mediator complex. Gene Ontology annotation, molecular function: transcription coregulator activity. The record is from RefSeq and is a predicted model, not a curated record. Bases 1 to 549 code for a protein of 182 amino acids. Lineage: Eukaryota; Fungi; Ascomycota; Eurotiomycetes; Eurotiales; Trichocomaceae.
AUGGACGAGCCAUCAGACACAACGUCUCAGACGUUCUCCUCUGCCGACCGAAUCCGACAAUUGAACGACAUCGACAAGGACAUUGCAACACUGGUCAACUCCGCCGGACUAGCUAUCAAAGUGCUCGCAAACGACAAAUCCGAGAACAAUUCCGUCGAAGAACGAAAAGCCGCGUUCAAGAGUGCCACGUCCCAAUACUUUGCCUUGCUCUCGUCCAUCGAUGUCAGGUUACGUCGCCAGGUCUAUGCCUUGGAGGAAGCCGGGAUUCUUGAUGCAGAGGCUGUCAGUGCCAAUACCGGGUCGUUCAGAGGCGAUGCAGCUGGCGGCGCGGGGGCUGGGCCUAAUGCAGCAGGUGCUGCUGCUGCUGCUGCUGGUGGUGGUGCGGGCGCGGGACAGUUCAGUCCGCUUGAGAUAAGCUGGCUUAAUAGUCGCAAAGAUACGGUGGGCAAGGACAAGGAAGCAGAGUCGUGGGCUGCUGCGAGGGAACUUGUCAAGAGACUGCAAACCGAGAGCGGUCAGGCAAACGUGGACAAGAUGGACACGGAUUGA